Messenger RNA from Cynocephalus volans (Philippine flying lemur), 972 nucleotides. RefSeq names its product chromosome 7 C13orf42 homolog (gene C7H13orf42). NCBI's taxonomy places the organism in Eukaryota, Metazoa, Chordata, Mammalia, Dermoptera, Cynocephalidae. The record is from RefSeq and is a predicted model, not a curated record.
AUGUUCAGAAAGAUCCACUCCAUCUUUAACUCCAGCCCGAAGAAGGCAGCGAGGGACAGCCCCUUCUACGACGGAGCCAGCCCCACGGUGACGCUGAUUCGGAGCAGCUCCAUGUACGUGGUUGGGGACCAUGGGGAGAAAUUCAGCGAGUCCCUGAAGAAAUAUAAAAGCACUGGCAGCAUGGACAGCAGCCUGUACUACCUGCCGCAGGAGGAGGACAGGGCGUGGAUGUACUCACGCACCCAGGACUGCCUGCAGUACCUGCAGGAGCUGCUGGCCUUGCGCAAGAAGUACCUCAGCAGCCUCAGUGACCUGAAACCCCACCGUGCCCAGGGCACUUCCACAGCCUCCUCCAAAUCCUCCAAGGGGGGGAAAAAGGCCCUGGUCCAGUCCGCUCCCAAAGACAUAAAGAAGGCGACGCCGAAGAAAUACUCACAGUUCAGCGCUGACGUGGCAGAGGCCAUUGCCUUCUUUGACUCCAUCAUCGCAGAGCUGGAUACAGAGAGAUGGCCUCGGGCUGCUGAGGCCGAGCCACCCAGUGAAGACGUGGACUUCGAUGUGGCCACCAGCUCCCGAGAGCACAGCUUGCACUCCAACUGGAUCCUGCGGGCGCCCCGCAGGCACUCCGAAGACAUCGCCCUGCACGCCGUGCACACCAUGGAUGGUCAGUUUCGAAGGAGCACCGAGCGCAGGACCAUCGGCACCCAGAGGAGACUCGAGCGGCACCCCAUUUACUUGCCCAAGGCCGUGGAAGGGGCAUUCAAUACCUUGAAGUUCAAGCCCAAAGCCUGCAAAAAAGACCUGGAGAGCUCCAGACAGAUCCUCUUCAACUUCUCUGCAGAAGACAUGGAAUGGGAUGCCGCUUUUGUGCUGGAGCCCCUGGAGUCUCCAGGAAAGGACUACUAUGAGACAGAGAACCCCAAAGGGCAGUGGCUGCUUCGAGAAAAACUCUGGGAACAGACAGUGCCUUGA